AUGUUAGCUGUGUAUGGCAGUGAAGGGAAACUGGACGGUCGCUACCUGAGCGCCACACAGACUGUUCUGCGAGACAUUGCCAAGGUCACCGAGCAAUUGAAUCACUCAUUUGGUUUAUAUAGAAACGGUGCCAUGGGUGGUACUUCGCGCAUAUCAGCUCAUUUGCAUAUUCUCGAGCAUCAGUGUGUUAUUCUAACAACAAGGCUACUUUUGUACAUAUUCCUCCAGUCCAAAUUAGGUAAAUCCGACCCUGCAUUAAUGGACUGGCUUCAGUACGUGACUGUGAAAGCUUUGCUUCAUAUAUGUGUGGAGUCAGCCCAACAGAUCCUAAGGAUACUGUCAAAUUUACAAGAACAAGGUCUCUUAGAAAUGUUUCUACCUUUCGAUAUGGACACAGCAUUCGCGUCAACUAUCUCGCUUCUGAUGGCAGCUGCAAUUGAUUUAUCGAUACUACAUGACCAUUCACAUUGGUCACAGCGUGCGUACGCCAUUUUAGAGUAUAUGAACGUUCGUGGCAAUCUUUCCGCCGGACUGAUCCAGUCGGAGUUGAAGCAAUUGGAUAAUGAGCUUGCCCAAUUGUUAGUGAAAGGGAACAUGGCAAUGACUGUAUCCACAACCCCCAUUCGUGAACCGGAACAGGGCAGCAAACCCGUAGGCAACAUUGUUCCUCCAGUCGCAUUGGCUGGAUAUAGCCGCUCGCUGGAGCCUGAUUUCGUGGAAACCUUUGGAGAAAAUUAUGAGCUUAGUCCGGAUCAGUUGAUGGAGCUAGCCAAUUCCCUAGAUCUAAACAGUCUGACUUUGCCUCUUCCUUACAUGGAUAAUAUCUGA
Penicillium macrosclerotiorum is the source of this 828-nucleotide messenger RNA. RefSeq names its product fungal specific transcription factor domain-containing protein. The coding region runs from base 1 to 828 and encodes 275 amino acids. The record is from RefSeq and is a predicted model, not a curated record. The transcript is spliced from 3 exons. Lineage: Eukaryota; Fungi; Ascomycota; Eurotiomycetes; Eurotiales; Aspergillaceae.